UUUAGUGCUCAACUAUCACUCCCUCUUCUCUGCCCGAGCCAUUGUGUAAUCGCGAUAGAUGACGUCCGUAAUGGCAGCAGAGGGCACAUUGGAGGAAAUGAAGGGGGAAGCAAGUUCUGACCUGGAGAUCAAGUUCCCAUUUCUGCUCUCCGACGCUUCUUCAAAGCGAAUGAUAUCCAAUUCGGCGACUGUUGACUGCCUGCCACGUGUCAGUAGCAGCCACGGCAGUAACAGCAUGAGAGGUAUUUCUGCCGUCCUUCUUGCGAUCCCCUUGGGCAUCGUUCUCCUUAUCUCCCUGGAGACCGUGUUUCUCAAACCCCAGCAUAAGAUGCUCUUUUCUGUGCUUGGGGGAUUAGGACCUGAUUCUGUAGCCCCCUCAUUGGACUGGCCAUUGGCAAGCCUCGCAGGCGUGGAUGGGCCGAAGCAGCGGCAGACCAAACCAGAAGUUGUAAUCGUGGAGGCUCAUGCGGAGAGACCCCGUGUGUUGAUUAUCACUGCUAUUCAGAAGCAGUGCACGUCGGUUAUGGGCGAGUACGUAGUUCUACUUGGCCUGAAGAAUAAGGUUGAUUAUGCCAGACUGCAUGGCAUGGACAUCGAGUAUUGUAGUGUCGAUGUCCCUUUUGAACCGCCCGAGGACAGGAGAUGGCACAAGAUUGUGAUCAUACAGGAAAAGAUGAGGGCUUUUCCAGAUUACGACUGGUACGUCUGGCUCGAGUACGACACCAUAUUUACGGAUAUGGCGUUCGAGAUCCCAUGGAAAUCGUAUGCGGGCCAUAGCUUGGUGCUCUGGGGGAUGCCCGGUGCGCUGUAUACUUUGCAGAAGCUCGCCGCGAGCGUGAUAAGCACAAACACAAUUUACAUACGAAACAAUGAAAUCUCGAAGAAGUUGCUCGAGCGUCUCGUGGAAGUAUGCGAGCAUGGGCACGACGACGUGGACUCCGUACUCCCACGCAAGUUGCCUAAGAAUUGGACCCCGAACGAUCAGUUUGCCAUGCUGUACGUGUUGUCGAGAGAACAGGCGCUGUGGAGGCAGCAUACGUUCCUAGAAAACAAUUAUCACAUUUCGCGAUUUUGGGCGGAUGAGAAUGACAGACUUGAGGAGUACUUCGUGGACUGGCGCGGGGAGGGUCAGUUCCCUCCAUUCAUGAUGUCUUUUGUGGGCUGUGCCUUCUGUGUGGAUGCGCCAAAGCGACCCGCACAGUGCGUGGACCAGUUCCACAGAGCAAUUCGCUUUGCAAACAAUCAACUGCUUAGCGUAUUCAAUAUGACCCACAAAAACCUUGAUACUGGAGAGGUCGUUCACCUCACUGCAUCUGCCAGUUAGCGUAGAAUUUGGCUCGCAUGCACACACAAGACACACAAAACACACAUGACACACAAGACACACAAGAGACACAAGACACGCAAGA
Molecule: messenger RNA, 1409 nt
Organism: Chara braunii
Lineage: Eukaryota; Viridiplantae; Streptophyta; Charophyceae; Charales; Characeae
Source: the annotation of a GenBank genome assembly